GUCAUGUGAAUCACGCCAUCAACAUCCCCGCGCCGAACGGUAUAAAUAGACUACCGUGCAUAGCGGAGGACGCUAGUUCCAGCUGCGCAUCGGCUGUGGAGAAGGGACGCGUUUCCCCGACUGGAGUUUACUGAAUCGGACAGCUGAACUGCUAGAGUGACGGACGAUGAGGGCGUGCUGGUCAGUUCUGGGCCUCUCUCUGCUCUACGUCUCUGUUGAGUGUCUCCUCCCGCCCUCCAAGGAGGAACUCCAACAGAUCUCCCAGUACGGUGAGAAGUACGUGGAUCAGGAGAUUGAGACUGCCAUUAAUGGGGUGAAGGAGAUGAAGACGAUGAUGGAGAAGUCUGAGGAAGAUCACAAGAAGUUUAUCUCUUCCUUGGAGAAAACAAAGAAGCAGAAAGAGGAUGCUCUUAAGACCGCGCAGGACAUGGAGGAGAAGCUGAAUGAGGAGCAGAGCGUGUGUAACGACACCAUGCAGGCUCUGUGGGAGGAGUGUAAGCCGUGUUUGAAGAACACCUGCGUUAAAUACUAUUCCCGCACCUGCACCAGUGGCUCAGGUUUGGUGGGCAGACAGCUAGAGGAAUUUUUGAACCGGGUGUCCCCUUUUUCCAUCUGGAUCAAUGGUCAGAACAUUGAGACUCUGGAGAAGGAGGACCAACAGCAGAGCCAGCGCUUCCAAGACCUGGAGAGACGCUAUGGUGAAGUGGCAGACGGAGUGGACAACAUCUUCCUGGACAGCAUGAGGGUGUUUGACCACAUGCACUCACUCCACCCCUACCACUCACCCAGCAUCUUCAGUAGGCCCACCCAAUUCUACAGGUCCCCACUCCAUGACUCAGAGUUCCAUGGCUUCAGAAGCAUGUUCCAUCCCAUGAUGGAGAUGGCUCGCAACAUAUUUGGAUCAUUUGGAACCUAUAUGGGAAGUGACAUAGAAUUUCCUGCUAAAGAGGGCAGCGAGAACGAAGAUGUUGUCAUAACUAAGCCAUUUGGGGAUGAUAAAAUGACCUGCAGGGAGAUCCGCCGCAACUCUGCAGGCUGCAUAAAACUUCGAGAGGAAUGUGAGAAAUGCAAGGAGAUCCAGCACAUUGAUUGUUCUGGAAAGAAGCCACUGGAAGGCCCUCUGAAGGAGGAACUGGAAAAGGCUCUAGCCCUGGCGGAAAGAUUUACCCAGGAGUACAAUAAGCUCCUGAAGAGCUUUGAGGAGGAGAUGUUGAAAACAUCUGAGCUGCUGGACUCAUUCAACAAGCAGUUUGGCUGGGUGUCCUCAUUGGCCAAUCACACCAAGAGUGAGGAUGGUAUCUUUAAGAUCAAAGUGGUCAAAUCUAGAACUUCGGAGGACCCAGAGAAGCAAGGUGACACCAACGUAUCAGUCAAACUGUUUGAUGAGCCAGAAAUGAGUUUCAUUGUGCCAGGGGACAUCCCAUGGAAUGACCCCAAGUUCUCAGAGAUGGUGGCAAAGGAGGCUCUGGACCACUACAAACAGAUGAUUGUUUAAGUGAAGAGCAAGAGUCCAGGCUGGACAUUCUGUCAAGGAACUGACAGAAACGGCUUCACAAGUCACUGAAAAAUGUACUAAGCAUUAAUCACUCGAAAUACCGAAAGCCGUUCUACAUAUUUAGCUGGAUAUCCUCUAGCAUUAUUUCUGCUGUAUGAUCCUCUUCUAACCAUCAAAAAAAGACCCUCAGGAGAUUGUAUGAAAAUAAAUGUGCUUCUAGAAAUAGCCAGCUGUACACUUACAAAAAUGUUAAUAAAACAUGUAAAGGA
Molecule: messenger RNA, 1764 nt
Organism: Electrophorus electricus (electric eel)
Lineage: Eukaryota; Metazoa; Chordata; Actinopteri; Gymnotiformes; Gymnotidae
Gene: clu
Product: clusterin
Cellular component (GO): nucleus
Molecular function (GO): misfolded protein binding
Source: RefSeq, a predicted model, not a curated record